This is a messenger RNA of Neltuma alba, 3740 nucleotides long. RefSeq names its product zinc finger protein BRUTUS-like. Gene Ontology annotation, molecular function: zinc ion binding; ubiquitin protein ligase activity. The record is from RefSeq and is a predicted model, not a curated record. Gene Ontology annotation, cellular component: nucleus. Gene Ontology annotation, biological process: ubiquitin-dependent protein catabolic process; protein ubiquitination. Lineage: Eukaryota; Viridiplantae; Streptophyta; Magnoliopsida; Fabales; Fabaceae.
GUGAUUUUUCCAGCCCUUGAUAUACGUGUGAAAAAUGUGGCACAGACAUAUUCCCUCGAACACAAGGGUGAAAGUAAUCUUUUUGAUCAUCUAUUUGAGCUGUUAAAUUCUACCACCCAUAAUAAUGAAAGUUUCCUGAGAGAGUUAGCAUUCUGCACGGGAGCCCUACAGACAUCAGUGAGUCAACACAUGGCUAAGGAAGAGCAGCAGGUGUUUCCUCUGCUCAUUGAAAAGUUCUCUCUUGAAGAACAGGCAUCUUUGGUUUGGCAGUUUCUAUGCAGUAUUCCUGUGAAUAUGAUGGCAGUUUUUCUUCCAUGGCUUUCAACAUCUAUAUCACCUGAUGAAUCUCAGGAUCUGCGGAAGUGCUUAGGCAAAAUAGUGCCACAGGAAAAGCUUCUUCAGAAGGUUAUUUUCACUUGGAUGGAAGGGAGAAGUGGUGCUCUUGCAGUUGAAAAUUGUGUUGAUCAUUCUCAGUUUCGAGGUUCUUGUUGCCCACUAACCCACCAGAUUGAGACAGUAGAGUGUGCGUGUGAGUUCACAACAACUGGGAAAAGGAAAUAUUCUGAAUCUGGUCUAGAUGUUUCUGAUAUUGGUGGAACACAUCCUAUAGAUGAAAUAUUGCUGUGGCAUGAUGCAAUAAAAAAAGAGUUAAGUGAGAUAGUGGUGGAGACCAGGAAGAUACAGCUUUGUGGAGAUUUUACUAUUCUAUCAGCUUUUAAUGAAAGAUUGCAAUUUAUCUCUGAAGUUUGCAUAUUUCACAGUAUUGCUGAGGACAAGGUUAUAUUUCCAGCUGUAGAUGGUGAAUUUUCUUUCUCUCAAGAGCAUGCCGAAGAGGAAAGCCAAUUUAAUGACUUUCGGAGUUUGAUUGAAGCUAUUCAGAAUGAAGAAGCAACAUCUAGUUCAGACGUUGAAUUUUAUUCCAAGUUAUGCUCACAAGCUGAUCAGAUAAUGGAAACUAUACAAAGACAUUUUCAUAAUGAAGAAGUUCAAGUUCUUCCACUUGCUCGGAAGCACUUUAGCUUUGGAAGGCAACGUGAACUUCUAUACCAAAGUUUGUGCAUGAUGCCUUUGAAAUUGAUUGAACGCGUCCUGCCAUGGCUGGUAGGAUCAUUAACCGAAGAUCAAGUGAAGGCAUUUUUAAGAAAUAUGCAAUUGGCAGCUCCAGCAACAGAUUCUGCUCUAGUCACACUCUUCUGUGGUUGGGCUUGCAAGGCUCGUAAUGAGGGCUUGUGUUUGUCUUCAAGUGCAUUGGGUUGCUGUCCUGCUCAAAGACUUGCUGACAUUGAAGAAAAUUUUGUCCAGUCAUCCUGUCCUUGUGGCACUUCAGCAUUAUCGGUUAGGGAUUACUCAUUGCUAGGUGAACUAGAUGAGAACAAAAGACCAGUUAAGCGGAGCAUAUUGGAAUUAUGCAAGAAUGGAGAUUUCUCUGAAACUUCAGAGUCUGAAAGUAUUGAGAAACAAUGUUGUAGUGCGAGGUCUUGUUGCGUACCAGGUUUAGGAGUAAGCAGUAAUAAUUUGGGGCAAAGCUCUCUUUCUACUGUCAAGUCCUUGCGCUCCCUGUCUUUCAACUCUUCUGCUCCAUCUAUAAAUUCCAGUCUUUUCAUAUGGGAAACAGAUAAUAACUCGUGUGAUAACUCUGCAGAAAGACCCAUUGAUACUAUAUUUAAAUUUCACAAAGCUAUACGCAAAGAUUUGGAGUAUUUAGAUAUUGAGUCUGGAAAACUUAGUCAUGGUGAUGAGACAAUUCUUCGGCAGUUUACUGGAAGAUUUCGUCUUUUAUGGGGUCUAUAUAGAGCUCACAGUAAUGCUGAAGAUGAUAUCGUAUUUCCAGCUCUGGAAUCCAAAGAAUCACUUCAUAAUGUGAGUCAUUCAUACAUGCUGGACCAUAAGCAGGAAGAAAAAUUAUUUGAAGAUAUUUCCCAUGUUCUUUCUGAGCUCUCUGUCCUUCAUGAAGACUUUCAGAUGACCAGUGUGUCUACCGCAACUUCUGAUGUCAGUUUUAGAGAUAAUAACAGAAAGUACAAUGAGCUAGCAACUAAACUUCAAGGGAUGUGCAAAUCCAUAAGAGUGACACUGGAUCAGCAUAUUUUUAGGGAAGAGCUUGAGCUCUGGCCAUUGUUUGGGAGACAUUUUACUGUCGAAGAACAAGACAAGAUAGUGGGGCGGAUAAUUGGGACUACAGGUGCAGAAGUUCUACAAUCUAUGCUACCGUGGGUAACUUCUGCACUUACUGAGGAUGAACAGAACAAAAUGAUGGAUACAUGGAAGCAGGCAACAAAAAAUACUAUGUUCAAUGAAUGGCUUAAUGACUGCUGGAAAGAAAGUCCAUCGGCUAUAUUGCAGAGAGAAACACCAGAGCAAACUGCUUCUCUAAAAGGUACUGAACAUCAGGAAAGCAUGGACCUGAAUGAUCAGAUGUUCAAGCCAGGUUGGAAAGACAUAUUCCGGAUGAAUCAGAAUGAGCUUGAGUCAGAGAUCCGGAAGGUUUAUCAAGAUUCAACUCUUGAUCCAAGAAGAAAAGCAUAUCUUGUGCAGAAUCUAAUGACUAGUCGAUGGAUAGCUGCACAACAAAAGUUACCUAAAGCUAAAGCUGGGGAUUCUGCUGAUGGGGAAAGAAUUGAAGGACGCUCAGCAUCAUUUCAGGACCAGGAGAAACAAAUAUUCGGAUGUGAACACUAUAAAAGAAACUGCAAACUUAGAGCUGCAUGCUGUGGCAAGUUGUUUGCAUGUAGAUUUUGCCAUGACAAUGUGAGCGAUCACUCAAUGGAUAGAAAAGCAACUUCAGAAAUGAUGUGUAUGCGUUGCUUGACUAUACAGCCAGUUGGGCCAAUAUGCAUGACACCUUCAUGUAAUGGAUUUUCAAUGGCCAAAUACUAUUGCAACAUAUGCAAAUUUUUUGAUGAUGAAAGGAAUGUAUAUCACUGCCCAUUUUGCAAUUUGUGCCGUGUGGGGAGGGGGCUUGGGAUUGAUUAUUUUCAUUGUAUGAAAUGCAACUGCUGCCUGGGGAUGAAAUCGGCAUCUCACAAGUGCCUGGAGAAAGGGUUAGAAAUGAAUUGCCCUAUUUGCUGUGACUUCUUAUUUACAUCAAGUGCUACAGUCAGAGCUCUACCUUGUGGUCAUUAUAUGCAUUCAGCUUGCUUUCAGGCUUACACUUGUAGUCACUACACGUGUCCAAUCUGCAGCAAAUCAUUGGGUGACAUGGCGGUUUACUUUGGCAUGCUUGAUGCUUUAUUGGCUGCUGAGGAGCUCCCAGAAGAGUACAGGGGCCGUUAUCAGGACAUACUUUGCAAUGACUGCGAACGAAAGGGGUGUUCUCCCUUCCACUGGCUGUAUCACAAAUGUGAAUUUUGUGGCUCUUACAAUACCCGUGUGAUCAAGACGGAGCCAUCAAAUUCCCGUUGCUCUUAGUCUCACUUGUGACAAAAGGCGCUUGACACGGUCUGUAAAUAGUUGUAUAGCCUAUUCAAUUUUCCCUCAAUUAGUAACGUGGUCCUCCUUUUAUGUUAUACGCAAUGGAGUGAGUGUAGAGGCCUUUAAUGAGUAAUCUUCUCGUGAGCCGAAGAUAGAUGCGCGAAAUCAAUUUUAUAGCUGUCUAUUGUCAUGUACAGGCUAUCUUGAGUACUUUCCUUUAUUCAAUAUGUAUUUUUGCAUCUCCCUUCUAUCUCCUUUUUCUCUUUAUUCUUCAGAUCAAUAAUUAAAGCUUGUUAAGGUGUGACAUAAUACAUUGCAUUUGUUUCAAA